UUUUAAUUCAGUCUACGAAGAGAUUUCAAAGCGAACGGUUGGAAUUGAAGAAGAACUAAAAGUAUUUGAAAUUAAACUAGCGGUUGUUCAAUAAUAAUACAAAAAUAAUAAAUAUUUUAAUGACAAAACAAAAAAAAAAAAGAAAGAAUCUAGAUAAUUUUUUGUGUGUUUUGGUUUAAUUAUUUAAUGGAUAAAACAAAAAUUUACGACAUCUUUGAUGAAAAAUUAAUUACAAAAAAGUGUAUGUGAAUAAUUAACAAAAUAAAUUUAAAUAAAAAACAAAAAAAUUGAAAAAAUCAAAAAAAAAAAAAAAAAAAAAUUAAACCGAAGAAAUUGUGCAAAAUAUAAUAAAAUAUUAAGAGAACAAGAAAAGAAUAAAUAACUCACCUCAACAGCAUUUGGAUUAAGCUCUAUUGUUUCCUUUGGGUCGAUGCCAACAAACAAAAACUCAAUAAACAGAAACAACAAAAUCCAAAGUAACUCUGCUGCUCAUUGUGUCUGGGUUGGUUGUUCCAAAAAAACAAAAGCUGAACAGAAAAACAACCACCUUUUUUUUAAACAAAAGCAACAAUAACAAAAAAUACUGUCAUCACUUGAAAAGUUUAAAUCGCAGUUUAAUUUGAAACAUACAUAAAUUUCUUGCAAUUUUUUUUUUCAAAAAAAAAAAAAAUAUUCUCCUUAAAUUUAUUGCUAAGAAAAACAAAGAAACCAGCAGACAGUCAGACAGACAACUUGAACAACAUCUUCAGUUAAAUAUAUAAAAAAACAAAUUUUAAAGUCUGUCAAUAUUUCGCUUGUUAUUAUCAAACAAAAUUGUAGCUACUUAAUUGGAUUUUGUUUGUUUUCAUUUGCAUUUACACAUGAAAUGUGCUCCAUGAUUAAAUCAUCUUGUUCCUCAGCGUCAUCUUUAUUGAUUGUAUGAAUCCCAGUUAUUAUAAGUUACAAAUGCUAAUCUCUGCAACUUCUAAACACCCAUAAAAACUCAUCUAAUUUUGGCUUCGUUAUUUUAAAAAACCGCCUCACCCGUGGCGGUGGUGGUUGGUUGGGCAUUUUACUAUUUCUUUACAAAACUACUUCUCUCUACCGUUUAUUUAAAUUUAAGUUUAAUUCAAUUGUUUUCUGUGUGUCAAGUAAUCUAUAAAACUAAGUCAAAAUUGAGUUUAUCAUGGAUCAUGCGGUGAAAGCUACACGUGGACGUCCCUGGAAUACACUGCGUUUUGAAAAUGACGAAUUAGAGUGUCUGUAUCAACGUUAUACGUUGAAAUUGCAACGCUUCUCGGUGCUGGGUGUAGUGGCUUUGGUUGUGGUGCUUUGUGGUGUUAUGGCAGCUUUAUCUUUAGCUUAUAAUAAUGCUCCUACUUUUCAUAAUGUCUUCAAUUCAUUUGUGUGCCUGUUAUUUGCCAUAAUUUUAAUAUUGUUACAAUGUCGCGUGAUCAAAGAUCAUCAUUUACCCUGUCUGUGUUAUGGCAUUUUAUUGUUUACUGCUGCCAUUUGUAUUGUAUCGAUGCCAACUUUAGGUUCCGUGUUUCCGGUGGAUACCAAAGAGGUCAUGGCCGAAGGUGUUUGGCAAAUAGUAUUUGUGGUUUUUUUGGCGUAUGCCAUGAUGCCAUUGCAAAUCUGGGAAGCUGUUUGUUUUGGCAUAAUCCUACCAUUGGUGCAUAUUAGUUUAACUGUAUAUAAAAUAUUUACAGAUUCAUUUCGUUACUUGGAAUAUAAUCAGCUUAUUGCCAACAUUGUUAUGUUUAUUGGUGUUAAUGUGGCCGGUCUCGUGGUCAACAUUAUGAUGGAACGUGCCCAACGUCGGGCAUUUCUAGACACACGCAACUGUAUAGCAGCGCGUCUAGAGAUACAGGAUGAGAAUGAGAAACUAGAAAGGCUCCUAUUGUCGGUACUACCUCAGCAUGUAGCAAUGCAAAUGAAAAAUGAUAUACUCUCACCGGUGGCUGGACAAUUUCAUCGGAUUUAUAUACAAAAGCAUGAGAAUGUUAGCAUUCUGUUUGCGGAUAUUGUUGGCUUUACCGUAUUGUCCUCCCAGUGUAGUGCACAGGAAUUAGUAAGACUGUUGAAUGAACUCUUUGGUAGAUUUGAUCAAUUAGCUCAUGACAACCAUUGUUUACGUAUUAAAAUCUUAGGAGAUUGUUAUUAUUGUGUGUCGGGUCUGCCCGAGCCACGCAAAGAUCAUGCCAAAUGUACAGUAGAAAUGGGGCUUGAUAUGAUAGAUGCAAUAGCUUCGGUGGUGGAGGCUACCGAUGUCAUGUUAAACAUGCGUGUCGGCAUUCAUACGGGUCGUGUUUUAUGUGGAGUUUUAGGUUUACGUAAAUGGCAAUUUGAUGUGUGGUCCAAUGAUGUAACCUUAGCCAAUCAUAUGGAAUCGGGUGGUGAACCGGGUAGAGUGCAUGUAACCCGUUCCACUUUAGAUGCUUUGUCGGGUGAAUAUGAGGUAGAGGCUGGCCAUGGUGAUCAGAGAUCAUCGUAUUUAAGAGAUCAUGGGGUGGAUACAUAUUUUAUAGUGCCACCACCACACAGGCGUAAGCCUUUAAUGUUAAACACCUUAGGUGUCCGUUCAGCUAUUGGUUCUCGUCGUAAAUUAUCCUUCCGCAAUGUUUCGAAUGUGGUCAUGCAAUUGCUGCAUACCAUUAAAUUUUCCGAACCCGUGCCAUUUUCAAAUAUAGCCACUGGUUCAUUUCCUUCCUCUGCUGGCAGUGGCGGCGGCAGAGGCAGCACAGCGGGCGGUGAAAAUCAAUUGGAAAAAAGUACUAGAAAGUCCAAAGUAACCGAUAAAUUUAAGAGACCUUUUCGCAAGCGUCACUCUUCGGUUCAUCAUCAGCCUACGAAUCGUGUCAAUCGUUUUCUCUCUCAGGCCAUAAAUGCUCGUUCGGUGGAUUGUGAUAAAUCUGAGCAUGUGGAUCGUAUAUCUUUGAAAUUUCGCGAAAGCGAUAAGGAAAGAGAAUAUCGUAAAGAUUUCGAUUUAGGUUUUACCACCGCCAUGGGCUGUUCUCUUUUGCUGUUGAUAUUGGGGGCUGCCCUACAAGUUACUGCUUUGCCCAGAACUUUGAUAUUGUUGUUACUAUUUCUGACGGCUUUCGUGUGGGUGAGUGCUGUGUUAAUGCUUUUGUUGGCGGUACGUUUAAAGUGGAUCAAUUGGGAUUUAUCGCAAAGUUUUACCUUGCGCAUGGCCAUAACCAUAUUUACGGUGAUUUUAAUUUAUUCUGUGGGUCAAGUGAAUGUGUUUACUUGUGUUUCCGACCAUCCCUGCUCCAGUAAUAUUACCACCUCCGCACCCACUCUUGAGGAAGAUCUACUAAUGAUGGCCCAUCAAAGUGAGGCUCAUCGUAAAUGUUCUCUGCCCCAAUAUGUCUCACUAUCAGCCACAUUUGCUUUAUUAUCUGUAUCGGUGUUUUUAAGGUUGCCCAUUAUAUUUAAAUCAUUGCUGGUGAUAAUGAUGGGUGUCAUUUAUGGUUUAUUUAUCGAACUAUCCCACACGAAUAUUUUUGAUUGUUAUGACAGUCGUGUCAGCGCCUCGAUUCCACUUCAUUUAAUCUCAUUGGCUCGUAUUUUAAUUUUUAUGAUUGCCAUCCUUGUCCAUGGCCGUUUAGUUGAGUGGACAGCAAGGUUAGAUUUUCUGUGGCAAUUACAGGCAUCUCAAGAGAAAAAGGAAAUGGAUGUUUUGCAAGAGUCGAACAAAAGAAUAUUGCACAAUUUGUUACCAGCCCAUGUGGCUGCACAUUUUCUUGAUAAUCAAUUUCGCAGUAAUAUGGAACUAUACCAUCAAAGUUAUGCCAAAGUUGGUGUAAUAUUUGCCAGUGUGCCAAAUUUUCAUGAAUUUUAUACGGAAAUGGAUGGUUCCGAUCAGGGUCUAGAGUGUUUGCGUCUGCUUAAUGAAAUUAUAGCAGAUUUUGAUGAGUUACUUAAAGAAGAAAGAUUCCAUGGCAUUGAUAAAAUCAAAACUGUGGGUAGUACUUAUAUGGCUGUUGUAGGUUUAAUACCAGAAUAUAAAAUCAAUCCGGUGGAUCAAAAUUCUGUAAGACGUCAUAUGACCGCUUUGGUGGAAUAUGUUAAGGCUAUGCGCAUGUCUUUGCAGGAGAUAAAUAGUCAUUCCUAUAAUAAUUUUAUGUUAAGAGUUGGCAUUAAUAUUGGGCCUGUGGUGGCUGGCGUCAUAGGAGCCCGCAAGCCUCAGUAUGAUAUUUGGGGCAAUACAGUUAAUGUUGCCAGUCGCAUGGACUCGACUGGUAUACCAGGCUAUACACAAGUAACUCAAGAAGUUGUGGACAGUUUACAGGGCUCACAUUUUGAAUUCAAAUGUCGUGGCACUAUUAAGGUUAAGGGUAAAGGUGAUAUGAUUACCUAUUUCCUCAACGACAAUGCUAGCAAUGGCCUCAAUGGUGAGGUACGCAAUGCCAUGAUUGGUAACCGGCCAUCCUUUGGUCAGCUACCACAAACCCAACUGGCCAGCCAAUUACAACCCACUGAGUAUUAUCAAAAACAAAGUCAAUACCAAGAAAACAACUAUCAUGUCAAUAUGAAUUCCGAAACGUAUAAUGUAAAGAAAGAUUUCGGUUUCAAUAACAUGGAACAGGAGGGCAAUAAUGUCUUAAUUAAAGCCAAUUCCAUCAAUGAAGAGCAGCAGUUACUGCUGCAACAUAUGCAGCCGCAACAUCAUCAGCAUCAUUUGCAACAGCAGCAGCAACAAAGAAUGAAUAGUAAGUUGCAGAAACAACCGUUCCUUGCCAAUGGUGGACUACCCAAUAUACAUGAGAAUGGUCAUAAUGGUGAACAUAAUGGUAAUGAUCAUAAUGGUUUCACUAAUGGUUACAACAAUUAUCCAGGUGGCGGAGGAGUCGGUGGGAAUGGUUUCUCACAGCAGCAGCAGCAACAACAGCAGCAGACCGCUGCACAGCAUCAACGCCAGCAUUCUUCUAGUUCUAUGAGCAGUAUGGGUUUAAAUCCUAAUUCCAUAACACAGCAACAGCAACAACCUUUACCUCAACCACUACCACCACCAACUCCUCUAUCAUCUACAUCAGCAAUGUCCAAUAUAACACCCGCCCUACAGCAUCAUCAACUCCAAACUCAAAAUCAGAAUCAAAAUCAACAACCAGCAUCAUCCCUGACACCCGCAUCGCAACAACAAAUGCAUGAUCCUUACGCUCCGCUGGAAAAUUUCAAUAAUUUAUUGUAUGGUGCCGCUAACGGUGGUAAUGGUAAACGUGAACAAAUGCAUGCAUCCUCCAUCCUCCAUACAACAACAACAACAAAUCUAACUACUUCUACAACUACUACUACUACACCAACUUCUACCACUACUUCUACUACUGCAUUAAAUAAUUAUCAUCAUUAUUUGUAUCAGCAUCAUCCGGCAAUGCAACAACAUGCUCAUCAUAAUCUUAAUAAUCAUCUAUCACAUCUUAAUAAUUAUCAUCAACAACAACAGCAUAACAAUAAAAACUAUCAGCAGCAACAGCAACUACAACAACAGCAAACAUCUUCGUUGUCUUCUUCGCCCAUUUUGACUCACAACAACUCGAACUCGAAUCAUUUCAGCAAUUAUCACAAUUGUCGCGAAAGCGAACCGUUAUUGCUCGCCACCCAAGUGGCCAAGAUAAUGCCCAUGCAACAUCAUCAACAAAUGCAUCAUACUCCCACUAAAUAUGAACCACCACGUUAUAUGUGUCCCAAUAAUUUGUUUAUACAACAACAGCAACAACUCCAACAGAAUUACCAGCACUACCAACAACAGCAACAACAACAACAAUAUCCUCUGUACUCCCAACAACCACAACCUCCUCUACCAGCCCUACCACCCAAACCUGCCACAUUAACAACGAGUCUAAAACAGAAUACCCCUCUUCUACGAUCAUACAUGAAGCCUCUGCCGAAGCUACCAACUGAACUGGAAGAGAGUCGCGAAAUGUCUUCCACAGAUGAUCUAAGUUCCCGACCUCAUUCGCCCUCAAUGAGUUCGUCCGACGAAAGUUAUUCCAAAACCACCGAGGGAGAGGGUGAAGAGGACUCACCUCGCAUAACAGCAGCUAAUAAUCAUGUGACCCGCAACGGUGGCAAUCCCCUGCAAUGGCUUUAUCCCUGCGACAUACAAGUGGAUCCCACAUCACCCGUCAUCGACAUGUCCAAUCUGAAAGAUUUCGAAGUGAGCUCCACAACUGAAAGUCAGGGUCAGUACACCACAACAACACAAAAUAAGGGAGACUCCUGUAAUAGUUUUGAGUAUCAAGAUCGUUUGGUUUUGGCUCAAGGCAAACAGGGUCAAGGCGCGGGUCAAACAUCGGGAGGUGGCAAUCAAAAUGCCACCAAAUCACCAUUUGAGAGGGAAUUGCAAAGACUUUUAAAUGAAUCCUCUAGGGCUAGAGGUUUAGCAACUACAACACAUAAUUCAACAGCAGCCACAGCUUCUUCGUCGACGGGCGGUAAUAUAACAUCCGUUUCGGGGGGAAAUGCAGAAGGCGGCAAUACGACCAGCAACAGCAGUAGUCGCAACAACAUAGACAUAAGCUACUCUGGUAGUAAUAGUAAACUAAGUUCGAAUGGUCUGAAUGUGGCCGCUGGCAUUGGAGGAAGUGGUAGCUUGGGCAGUAAUGGCAACUUGAGCGGCAGUACUCCACUCAGUGGCAACAAUAAUUUGAAGAAUGUUACAACAGCCAUGGCAGCCACAAUAUUGGAUGAAUUGAAUUCGCCUACAACGGGAAGACUGCAAGGUUCGAAGAUACCUGUGAGUACAAGUUUCAUGAUUGCCAAACAUCCGGUGGGUCUAGAGGCUAUAAAGGAGAUAACCAGAAAUAAAAAUCCCUCAGAAUCCAGUCAAAUGCAAACAUCUGAUACCGAAUCAUGUGAAAUACUGCAUGAAACACGUAAUCAAUUAAAUUUGGCCAUGAUGGAUAUGACCAAUAAAUCUUCGACCUCAACAAAUGGUACAAACUACAACAACUAUCCUCAGCAUAUACAAAAUCAACAACAACAACAGCAGCUGCAGCAGCCGCAACAACAACAGCAACCAAUUGCAACCAAAGAACAUAAUCAUCGUCAUCGUAUGCGACCACGUUCCAAAGAUUUCGAUCAAAGUCACGAAAGCCUGGAUCAAUUAGACGAUCCGGCCGAUAAUAAAAACUCACGCUACAAUCGUCAUCAUCAUCACCACCAUCAUCACCAUCACACAAAUCACCACGGUCACAAUCAUCAGCGACAACGGAACAAUCAUCAACAUCAUGCCAAUAAUCAUGAUGAAGAUGAACGUGACGAUACGGAGGAUAAUUUGGCCGAUGAAGAAUUUGAGGAUGAUGAAGUUGGUCGUGAUGUACGCAAAAAACGUUUGGCUCAACCCGACAUGAUCAAUCACCAUCUUCAGCAGCAGCAACUGCAGCUGCAACAUCACCAUCAGCGUGGUCCAUAUCAUAGUGAAGACGAUUUAGACGAUGAAGAGGAUGAGGAGCAUGAUUGUGGUCCGGAGGAGGCUUUGGUCGGAGCUUUAUCGAAUGGUUUGCACGAUCAUCGCAACGAUUUAAUGGAAGCGAAUGUGAUAAAUGAUGAGCUCAAAUAUGGUGCCGGUCAUCAUAAUCAUCAGUCGAUGGACUCGAAUCAUUUGGAAAGUCAAUCCGAGUGGUCGGAUGAUGAUUGUAGGGAAGAAGCUACAGGAGGUGCUGAAUCUACCGGCUAUAUCACAGAUGAGCCGGGUUUGGAAAAUAUUUCUCUAUUAAAUGAGGCCGGUUUAACCGAUGCCGAAGGUGCUUUAUCCGAUGUCAAUUCUUUAUACAAUGCCCCCGACGUGGACGAUACAUCUGUGUCAAGUCGUGCCAGUUCCAGACUAUUAAGUUUAGAUUCCUUAAGUGGUUUAUAUGAUUGUGAUAUGGAUUCAAAGCAUGAAAUGGCUAUUGUAAAUGUAUCGCAUAAAAUAACCAGUAAAUUUGGAACACCACAACAGCAGCAGCACUUGCAACACCAGCACCAGCAAUCCCAACAUCAACAACAACAGCAGCAACAACAAAGUUAAUUAAACCUUUACUGAUUACUUUACUAAAUACAUACACUAGUGUAUUGAUGAUAGAGGAAGUGAGAAACUCACCCCUAAACACUACUCUAUUCUCAUAUAAUUAGAGAUUAAGUUAUGAAAUACACUACUUUUCCUUUAGAUGUAUGAAUGCAUAUAUUGAAAAAUAAACAACAGUAAUAUGAAAACCUAAACCUUAAUUUAAAAAAUAAUGGUGUCUAUUAACAACUUAAUACUACUUAAUUAGAUGUGUAUGUGUUAAAUAUAUAUUUAAAAGAAAAUAAUAAAAAUAAAUAAAGUAUUUUUUGAUAGCAGUAUAUUUACAUUUAAACAAACAACAAUUUAUCAAAAAUAAAAACAUAAAAAUCUUCAUAAAAGGUACAUAAUCUUUAAGUUAGAAUGACAAGUCAAAGAAAUUAAAUUAAACUAAACAAAUAUAUGGGGCAUUUCAUGUCAA
Messenger RNA from Calliphora vicina (urban bluebottle blowfly), 8453 nucleotides. It is a transcript of the gene rut, whose product is annotated as rutabaga. Gene Ontology annotation, molecular function: adenylate cyclase activity. Gene Ontology annotation, cellular component: plasma membrane. The transcript has 23 exons. Gene Ontology annotation, biological process: cAMP biosynthetic process; intracellular signal transduction; adenylate cyclase-activating G protein-coupled receptor signaling pathway. The record is from RefSeq and is a predicted model, not a curated record. Bases 1166 to 7999 code for a protein of 2277 amino acids. NCBI's taxonomy places the organism in Eukaryota, Metazoa, Arthropoda, Insecta, Diptera, Calliphoridae.